AAAACGCGCUCUACCCCGAAAGGUGUAACGGCAGCAGCACCGAGGGGUUGUUUCGCAAAAGAAUCGGAAACACAUCGGUUCCCGGGCCGGGAGUUCGUACCAGGGCAGGCCUUCUCAGUUUGUGUGAAAAGGGUUUGGGUAAGACAUCAUCGUGGCGAGGUGUCAUCCUGCACGCGACUUUGGCUCACUACCAGCAGCACUACCACCGCACUGACAGUUUGACUUUCAUUCUAUUCUGGGACACGGUAAGGGUCGUGUCACGGAUCGUUGUCGCGCGCGCGUUCUCUCUCUCUCGGGACCCAGUGUAUCCAACCGUUUCUAGUGCGCUGGUGUUUACUGCACGAGAUCACGGAGCAAGGCAAGCCACAGCAAACAACACCAGGCGAAGCCAACGAGAGAUAGAGAGCCGUCGUGCGAAGCGUGCACUGCUGCGGGGUGAACCCAGCGACACAGUGGCGAAAACCCCUUGCCCAAACCCGACUGUCAGUGUCAGUCGAUCCCGCGCGGGCACAACACAGCAUCCGAACGUUGGCCGGGCCCGAGGAAGCAUGCGAAAUCAGGUUACAGUGCGUGACGGCGGUGGAGGGCGUGCGCACGUGCCGCGCCGUACCGGGAUGCUGCUGGCGGUGCAACUGUUCGUCACCGGGCUGGUGCUGCUGACCGUCGAUCGUACCGCAACCGCAUUCAACCUGGAAACAAUCAACUACAUCCUGCAGGAAGGCGAACCGAACUCGAUGUUCGGCUUCAGCGUGGUGCUCCACCGGGAACAGAACAAGAGCUGGGUAAUUGUGGGCGCACCGACCGCCAACACAACGCAGAACAACGUCAUCGAAGGUGGUGCCGUGUAUCGCUGCGACAUUUACGACGAUCACCGGUGCUUUCUGGUGCCAUUCGACACGCAAGGAAACAACUUUAACGACCAAAACGAACAGAUUGAUACGAAAUCGAACCAGUGGUUCGGUGCAACGGUAGCCAGUGCCGGAAUUGAUGGUCCGCUGGUGGCUUGCGCUCCACGCUAUGUGUUCCAUCAGCUGCAGCCGAGAAAGGUGGAGCGUGUCGAACCAGUCGGCACCUGCUAUCUGGCCAAGAAGAAUAUGCAAGAAUUUCACGACCUCUCACCUUGCCGAACAGCCUACUGGGGUUACCAUCGACAAGGAUCCUGUCAGGCAGGUUUCAGUGCCGCCCUCACGAAGGACGGUUCGCGUGUGUUUAUCGGUGCACCGGGCAGCUACUACUGGCAGGGACAAAUGUAUUCCAUUAACACCGACGUUGUGUUUCCCUAUAAACCCCCGCGGUAUGGUCAUUUUGGCGAAGGAGGCCAGAUAUAUUCGUUCAGUCUGAACGAUCCGAAGGAUAAGGUGUACAAGACGCUCGAGGACACGAAGAAGGAGGAUGACAGCUACCUGGGAUAUUCCUCCACGACGGGCGAUUUUAAUGGGGAUGGUACGCAGGGUGUGGCGGUAGGCAAACCGCGCGGUGCUCAGCUACUGGGCAAGGUGUUGAUCUACUCCUGGAACAUGACGAACCAGCAGAACAUAACGGGUGAGCAGAUCGGAGCGUACUUCGGCUACUCGCUGGCCUCCGUCGAUGUGGACGGUGAUCGGCUGGACGAUCUGAUUAUCGGUGCGCCUAUGUACACGGAACCGAACAACGAGGGCAAAUAUGAAACGGGCCGGGUAUACAUCAUGUACCAAGGAUCGGUACCGUCCGGUCGCUUCCGUGAGCUAGACACACGGGACGGCGUGAACAGUAAGGCACGGUUCGGAUUGGCCGUCUGCUCGCUGGGUGAUCUGAAUCUGGAUGGGUACGGUGACUUUGCGGUCGGUGCACCGUAUGACGGACCGAACGGACGUGGUGCCGUCUACAUCUUCUACGGCUCUCGCACCGGCCCGCUAGCUAAGGCGUCGCAGGUGAUUCAGGCGGAAGAUUUGUCCGUUGGAACGCGUCUAUCAACCUUCGGGUUCGCUGUAUCCGGUGGGAUCGAUCUGGACGGCAAUCAAUACCCGGACAUGGUGGUCGGUGCGUACGAAUCGGACAAAACGUUCGUCUUCAAGGCACGCCCGGUGGCGGCGAUGGAGGCAAGCACACUGUUCGGCACGGAACGGAAACUGAUCGCGCUGGACGAACGCAACUGUACGGUGGUGCAGACGCAGAAGCUUGUCGCCUGUACGGUGCUGCAUUCCUGCCUCAAGUACAAAGGCAUCAACGUACCGUCGAUGCUGGACAUCGAGAUCUCGUGGACGCUGGACGCACGGAAACCGCGCAAUCCGCGCAUGUUCUUUCUCGACCAGGACAGCAACAGCAACCGGACACUGUCGAUGCGGUUGACGCGCGACAAGCUCGAGUGCCGCAGCGAUACGGUGUACGUGGCGGACAACAUUCGCGACAAGAUCACACCGCUCGAGGUGGAGAUGGCGUACCGGUUGCGCCAGAACACGCAGAACCGUCAGCGCAGACCGCGUGCCAACGUGGAGCCGGUGCUCGACCAUAACCGUGGUACGGUACAGCGCGACACAAUCAACAUUCAGAAGAACUGUGGACCGGAUAAUGUGUGCGUGCCGGAUCUGCGCAUGGAGGUGAAGUCGGUCGAUGACUAUCUGCUCGGCUCGAACAAUCUCCUCUCGGUGGAGGUGUUGAUCACCAACCGGGGUGAGGAUGCGUUUGAGGCUGGGUUCUACAUGGCCGUACCGAACGGGCUCGAUUUUCGGCGCGUCGAUAGGCUCGGGGAGGUGAAGGAUGUGCCCGUGCUCUGUACUGCACCGUCCGCUGCGACCAAGAAAACGCUCAAGUGUGACAUCGGUAAUCCACUGUCGAGCGGUAAGGUGGUCCAUUUCAACGUCAUUCUAGCUCCAUCGUUCUCCGCCGGUAUGGGAUCGAGCUACGACUUUUAUCUGGAGACUAACUCGACGAACGCCGAGGUUGAGGGCAGUCAGCACGAUAAUGUAGUGCGCAAGAGCAUCGGUAUCCUGGUGCAGACGGACCUGUCGAUGUCGGGUGUUUCGCUGCCGGAAGAGUUCCUGUACAAUUACAGCGAGUAUCGUACGCUCGAGGAGGCACGUACGGAGCGGGAUAUUGGACCGCAGGUGGUGCACAUCUACGAGAUCCGCAACGAGGGUCCGUCAACGAUCGAUGAGGCCGAGUUUUUCGUGCUGUGGCCAUACGAAACGCUCGACGGUGUGCCGCUCAUGUAUCUACUGAAUCAGCCCGAAACGCACGGUAACAUCGAGUGUCUGCCGACGGAGUAUGCGAAUCCGCUGAAUCUGGCCAUUGACAGUGCGCUUGCCAGGAAGAGUUUUCUCGAUAAGGUUGGCGUGUCCGGUACGAGUUUCUCCUCCACGAUGGGCCGUACGACCAAGUUUAGCGGUGUUUCCUCCAGUGCUCUUGGUAGUGAUGGUGCGGCUACUGCUGGCAGCGGUGGUGGUGGUGCGUCAUCGAUUUCCUUCCAUUCUACUACUGGAUCAAGCUCGGGUCGUAGUGGUAGUAGCAGCAGCGGUGGUGGCAGUAGCAUCAGCAGCAGUAGCACCAGCAGCGGUGGUAGUAUGAGUGGCAGCAGCAGUAGUACCAGCAGCAGCAGCUAUAGUAGUAGUAGUAGCAGCAGCAGCAGCAGUAUGGGAAGUAGCAGUGGCGGUGUGAAUGAGUCAAGAUAUUCCUCCUCGGCUAGAGGAUCAUCGUCUGCCGGUGCGGAAGGAUCGAACUAUCGUCUUGUCUCGGGAGGUGGUUCGGAACGGCGCUAUCAAACGGAGGGUAGUGAUGUGAUUGCUACCGGUCGCGUACACGGCGAAUAUGGACAGGCUCAGGGCGAUGCGUACUCCCGGCAAGGGUACGGACAGCAAGGCUCGCAACAAGGCGAAGCCUACCGGCGUCAGCAACAGCAGUACGAAGGAAGGACACGCGUUACGGAUGCAGGUUAUGGAGCUGCUGCUGGUGGUGCCGCUUCCGGUUUUGAUGUUGCAUCGAGCAGUAGUAGCAGCAUCAGUGGUGGUCGCAACGGUACCUCAUCGUCGGUGGUGUACUACACAUCGAAGAAUCGCACCACCUACCGCGACGAGGACGGUCGUGUCCAUGUGUCCGAGAGCAGUGAGUACCACCGGAGUAACUCCGGUCUUGGUGGCGGUCAGGGUAAUCUAGCGUUUGAAGCUGGUGCCACAUCAGAUGCUGCCUCGGGUUCGUCCACACGUCGCCGUAUGAUGAGCCAGCAGGACGGUGAUGUAACCCCAUCGCGUACGGGUCUCAUUACGGAGUUCAUGAACUUGGGCGAUUACACCGGUUCCGGUGUUGGAUCGACGGCCAGUCACGAUCUGAACCGGUUGGAGAACAAGUUCCGCACGGAGUAUUCGCAGCAACAGGUUGGCGGUGGAGCAUCAUCCUACCAUGCCGGAUCAUCGUCGUCAACGUCUUCCACGUCCGGGCGCCAUACACAUUACACCAGCCGGGAGCAUCAGCAUCAGCAGGUAGAAUCGGCCACGUACGCUAGCAAUGCGUACAACGGCAUAGCGGACGAUCUGGACCACGAGGAGGACGACUACGAUUCGUACGAUCGCAGCGAGGAGGACAGUUACGUCGAUCCGGUGCAUUCCGGUGCGUCAGGAAACCGUCGCACGUACCCGCCCGGCUAUGGGCUACCGCAUCUGAAGCAGCAUCUUAACCAGGGACACGAGAACGUAGAGCAAAAGUUCCGCUACUAUCAACGGUUCGAUCGCCAGCGGCGUCAGGCACCAGGGAAGGAUGAGUCGGACCGGGCACUCGAGGAAGCACUCCGCUGUCACGCCACACGCUGCGCCAUCAUUCACUGUAAGGCGGGCCCGAUCGGUAACAAGGAUGUGGCGUUCAUCGCGCUGCGUACGCGUGCCGUCGCCCACACCUUCCAUCAGCUGUCCGGGUCCGAGUCACUCUACUUCUCCACGAUGAAUGUCGCCCGGGUACUGAAGCUACCGUACAUCGGUGAACCGAAGGACAAACCGAUCAAGACGCACGAGAUCAAGGUGCUGGCUUCACCGGAACGGCUUGUCAAACCGGACGUGGUACCGCUGUGGAUUGUCGUGCUAGCUGCCUGUGCCGGUGCACUCAUACUGCUCCUACUCAUCUAUCUACUGUCGAAGUGUGGGUUCUUCGAGCGUAAACGUCCAACGGACUCGUCCGAACGGCAGCCAUUAAACCGAAACGGUAACUAUCAUGGCGACGAACAUCUGUGAGCUCCCUUCCCACACUUCCCACCCCCCUCCAUUUCUCCUCGUUCACCUCCCCCCAACUGUGUUUCCGGAAUGGAGGAAAAUAUUUGUAGCGGCACUAAAUCCAUCACUGACACUGUAUUUUGACUUUCUCUGUCCCUAUUGUACGUUGCAGAGUAAGUGCAAAACUGCUCCAGUGACUGUGUGUGUCGGACACAGCACUGAACGGGGAAGUAUACACACGUCACUAGUGACAGCUGUCAUAACCGAGCACCCAAUCUGCAUGGUAAACGGUGUUAGUGUCGCGCCAGAAGCGACGAAGAAGAGGAGCGCUACACGAGUGCGCGCGUAAGCGUAGUUGUGAGAACAGUUGUAAAGCAAUGUUUUCUGUUAUUGACAGCACUUAAUCAACUAGUCAAAACGUUUUGUUGGUGUGCAAAAAAAAAAAAGUGUCGCAUGCAGUUAUCGCACCAACAACAUUAUCUCAUUAACAUCAUCUUUUGUAUUAUGAUUUUUUUGUUUUUGUUUUUGGUUUCUCGUUUUAUACCACUCGCCAUAAGCGGCCAUUUAGGGUUUGUCGGACGACUGAAGUCAGUUUUUGUUGUACAUGUUUUGACGUUUCGAGCCUAAAAUGCUUCUAGCUCUCUAGAAUGUUGGUUAUGUUUUUGAAUCAUGUCACUCAUGAUCUAGAAAUUUAAGGAUCUUUUUUGUAAAGAAAAUACAAACAAAAACAAAUGUUAAAUGUCACUCCGAUAUACAUUUGGAAAGUUGCAAACAUACAAAGGAGUGUUGCAUUCAGUUAGGGGAAUUUUUCAAUUGCUGAAGCCUGAGGUUUGUCAUAGACCCCUAUGACUUAGAAAAAAACGCUACAAUGGGGGCUAGUUUUGGCUUGUCAGUUUGUAUGGAUCGCUAGGAGUAUUUUAGCCUUUAAACGUCUAAAACACAAAUAACUGGCCUUGGUCAGCCAUAUAGACCCCCGAUUGAUGGUUUUGUGUUCAAUUCAUGUUUUUUUGCGUUUAUAAAUCAAAACACUAAAGCAAAAUGGUUUGCAAAUAGCUACAUUUAACCACCGGUGUUAGAAUACACCCUGUACCGGGUGACGCUAUUAGACAGUGGUAGGUAGUACGUAGUCGACGCCGCCUGACGAGUGGACAGUUGUGCGAAACCAUAUGUAUCUCGCGUUAUACUCACCAUACUAACACAUUAACAUCUCACCAUUCGCGUGCGUUUGUAUGUGUGUUUUUAGCGAAGACUGACAGAUUCCGAUCGACAAGGUGACAAGAUGGCUGCGAGCCGUUGUUGCAGAACCGUUCGAACAAACGAUAGGUGAACAAAGCAAAGAAGGAUGCAAACGAGAAAAAAAGAAGAAGGAUUAAUUAAACAAAAAAAACGUGCCUUAUGUGAACUACGUGCAGCUUGUAUGCAGGUACCGCAUCUCAUCUCAAUUAAAGGACACGCCGUGCCGACACGUGUCGAUAACAGAUAUAGAGUUAGAGAGUUGUAUUAAAAAGUAAAAAAAUGACGGAAAGGAUACACAGCAUAUUUACAAUUUAUGACUUUUUUUUAUUUGUUUCCCUAGCUAAAUAAUUGUUGAGACACAUCAUUAUCAACAAGAACGUUAUAAUACUGAUAAUAAUAACUUAACCUGCGGAAUGAUGCUGCCUUAUCCCGUGUUUUUUUUUUUUUGUAGUAGGAAUAUGUAACACGUUAUGAAAUAACAUUUAGUAAGUUAUUAAUAUCGCAGCUAAACGUAGGGGAGGGGUUUGUUCGCUGCGUAGUCAAUUUUAUUUUGUUUUUUUUUGGUGCCCCGCCAAACACGCUGGGCAUGAGGGUCGCCCUCCCCCAACAAACUCCUCCUCAGCCCUCCCCCCCCCUCCCCCUUAAAAACCCGUGCCCUUCGUCUGUGCCUUCUCUACAAAUCAUGGAACAAAAACAUUUACAAAACAUACAAACGAAUGGAUAAUAUUUUAUAGUAGAGCGUAUAAUAACGGCCAAAAUCGUUCUCAGAUUAAUUGUAUAAUGUUUUGUUAUGUAUAAAAAAAAAUAAAACAGUGGACAAAAAAUAAAUUAAUGAUAAUGUGACUUAAGAAGAA
Molecule: messenger RNA, 7261 nt
Organism: Anopheles stephensi (Asian malaria mosquito)
Lineage: Eukaryota; Metazoa; Arthropoda; Insecta; Diptera; Culicidae
Gene: if
Product: integrin alpha-PS2
Exons: 10
Coding region: 549-5192 (1547 amino acids)
Biological process (GO): cell adhesion mediated by integrin; cell-matrix adhesion; integrin-mediated signaling pathway
Cellular component (GO): external side of plasma membrane; integrin complex
Molecular function (GO): integrin binding
Source: RefSeq, a predicted model, not a curated record